CAACCAAAGGACUCUCAAGAAUAAUAUCCUUUCUAUUGCGGCACACUUGCAGGAACACCGAACYAUAACAUCGUCAUCAUUCUCAUAGCGUAAAAAGUCUGGUUUUCUAUUUAAAGAUACUAGACAAAACAGCUUCCGAAUAUCACAGAUCGCAUGAUGGCAACUUACGUAACAGCUCCGUCGGAAGGGUCGUCUAGUGGCAGUCCCAAAUUCGCCAGUACUCCAACUUCCAAUAUUUCUACGACUCCGAAUACUUCUAGAAGUGCAUCCCCAACAGGAACGCUAAUUCUUGAUAGCGAUAAUGAUGAGAUUGAGGAUGAUAGUGACAAAAAGGAAACCUCCAAAAGCCCUCCGGAAACACCAAAGAGUGCCAAGCAAAAGCCGAAGAGAAUUAUUUCACCUGGUGAGACAAGGAGAAGAAAUGCUAGGCGCAAAAAGCAAAAAGCUUUGAAAAGAAAAUUGAAACAAGAUGCUAGAAUGAAUAGCUUUACAUACAUGUCAAAAGCCUGUAAAACUCUUGAGGCUAAGAACAGUGACAUUCAAAAGUCAUUCAAUGCAACCGUUGUGCAAAUGAAAGCUGUUCAUAAAAAGUAUGAAACUCUGAAAGGCCUGCUAGAUAAUGUUCAAUCUGAAAAUCAAAGUAUCAAAUCAACUUUUUUUAAAUCAAUCAGAACUGAUCAACUUAYUUACAUUAAAGAUGAAUUUGGUUCUGAAUUGAUUUUGGGAAAAGGAAGGUUUGGAAUUUGCAAACUUAUGCAGUUGCAAAUAGGUGGAGAAAGCUUGAAGGUUGCUGCAAAACAUUAUGUAGSGGACACUAGUGAGGAAAUUGUGUUUAAAGAAGCUCAGCUUUUGUUGCAACUUUCACAUGAAGCAUUUCCAUAUCUUUUUGGUGUUACACUUCUUAACUCAAAUCAUGUAUUGGUCYUAGAAUUUUGCCCAACAGCCGAGGGUAAGAGACAUUCUCUUACUAUGCAUCAGAUGCUCCAGUUGAAAAAUACUGCAAUUCCAGUACUUGACUGGCUUAAACUUCUAAUGAAAUGUGCCAAUGGGUAUGCUUACCUUCAUUCAAAGGGUAUUAUUCAUAAUGAUAUAAAGGCCGAUAAUGUUUUGGUCAUACAAGACAAAUAUGGGUCAUCACACCCAAAGAUAAUAGAUUUAAACAAAGCUGAGCACAUAGAACAGUUAAGGCACUCAUCCAAAAGAGAAAUGUCUACCAGUGAGAGAGAAAAACGCAAACUUAUGUAUCCACAUACUGAUCCUGCCAUAUAUGAUGGAUUUUACCUCCCUUGUAAAGAAUCAGAUGUAUAUAGUUUUGGUUAUCUGACUAAGCAUGUUGCUAAAGUCACUAGAUCUGAAUUGAUAUCUAGGCUGUCAACCAGCUGUAUGAGUAGAUAUAGGAGGCCAACAUUUGCCACAAUAAAACAGGACAUUUUGUCUAUUUUGUAAUAAUAUAUUUUUGUAAGCUUGCAUCUUAUAAAGYGUAGAAUUUAUUAUGUCACUGAUGCACUAAUAAACAAAUAAUUUCAUUUUCACUGUUUGGAAUGUAAAUGUGUGUUGUUUUUUUUCCCUUGUUAUAU
Molecule: messenger RNA, 1577 nt
Organism: Actinia tenebrosa (Australian red waratah sea anemone)
Lineage: Eukaryota; Metazoa; Cnidaria; Anthozoa; Actiniaria; Actiniidae
Biological process (GO): protein phosphorylation
Molecular function (GO): ATP binding; protein kinase activity
Source: RefSeq, a predicted model, not a curated record